AUCUGUGGGCCUAUCGGAUGCUGUGCUGGUGGAUUUGGGUUGGGUCGGAAAGCACGGGGGAGGUGUUCGCCGUUUAUUCUGCUCCCGUUGUUGUGCUUCCUAUUGCAGCGGGUCGGAUCAUGGCUGCCGUCAUGUCACCCGUGCGGCCUCCAUGCGACAGUGAUCCAGCCACCCCUGCACCGCCCUCCCUAAAGGAGGAUAAUUCAAAUGAUGGGAGAGACCCAGAGGAAACUUCCAAUGAUGGUAGCCAACCCCCCAAAAGGAGGCGUACGACAUCUGGAGAAAGCUCCCCAAGUUGCGAAAAUUCAAACCAAGACUUUGGCUCCAGCUAUUUCCCAGCAGAAAAUUUAGUUGAAUACAAAUGGCCGGCGGAUGAAACGGGAGAGUACUAUAUGUUACAAGAACAAGUCAGUGAAUAUUUGGGUAUUACCUCCUUCAAGCGUAAAUAUCCAGAUUUAGAAAGAAGAGAUCUGUCCCACAAGGAGAAACUGUACUUGAGAGAACUGAAUGUCAUUACAGAAACUCAGUGUACUUUAGGUCUGACAGCUUUACGAAGCGAUGAAGUAAUUGACCUUAUGAUUAAGGAGUAUCCAACCAAGCACUCGGAGUACUCCAUAAUUCUUCAAGAAAAAGAACGCCAACGCAUUACUGACCAUUACAAGGAAUACUCGAUUACUACUGAAGAGAUUCAGAAUGAAGUAUGUGAUCAGGAUGAAACAGGGAAACAACAGCAGCAGCAGCAGAACACGCAAAAGGUGGAGGCAAGCAAAGUCCCCGAGUAUAUUAAAAAAGCUGCCAAGAAAGCUGCCGAGUUUAAUAGUAAUUUAAAUCGUGAGAGAAUGGAAGAGAGAAGAGCGUAUUUUGAUUUACAAACACAUGUAAUCCAAGUGCCUCAGGGAAAAUACAAAAUUCUACCUGCUGAUGUGACAAAAGUGAGUUCUUAUCCUGUAUCCCUCAUACCUGGACAGUUUCAAGAGUAUUAUAAAAGGUAUUCCCCGAAUGAGCUCCGGUAUUUACCACUAAACACAGCCUUGUUCGAGCCUCCACUGGAUCCUCUGGACCCUGAACUGCUGGCUCUUGACAGUGAUGGAGAUUCUGAUGAGAUUGAUGAAGGGCGCAGUGAAAAGAAAAAACCCAAAGGAACCUCAGUAAGACAGCCAUGUGACAGUUCAUCUGGAAAUGUAUCAGAGGGUGAAAACUUGCAGGACGCCCAGGAGGAAUCUGUUCAAGGAAAACCGAAGGCGAAAGAAAAAUCGACCCCCAAAAAGGAGGGCACCAAACGUUCUGUAGUGUCCAAAUCAACCACUGGGUACAAGCCUAAGUCCAUCCCAAAUGCUAUUUGUGGAAUUUGUCUGAAGGGUAAGGACGUCACUAAGAAGACAAGAUCGGAGAGGCUUAUACACUGCUCCCAAUGUGAAAACAGUGGUCACCCUUCGUGUUUGGAUAUGUCACCAGAGCUGGUUGCAGUAAUAAAGAAAUAUCCUUGGCAAUGCAUGGAGUGCAAAACAUGUAUUAUAUGUGGGCAGCCUCAUCAUGAAGAAGAGAUGAUGUUUUGUGACCACUGUGACCGUGGCUACCAUACUUUCUGUGUUGGUCUUGGUGCUCUUCCAUCAGGUCGCUGGAUAUGUGACUGCUGCCAGAAUGUCCCACCCACACCAAAAAAAGGAGUCAAAAGAGGCAAAAACAGUAAAGAAGGAUAAAAUCGUUAUUCUCAGAUGCUGAAGAUUGCACAAGCCUUUUAAAUGGUGCUAUACAACAAAAUACUCUUGUGUGGUCUAUGGAAAGAUAUCUACCACUUUUUCACAGUUUUACACCAAAUAAAAUAUUUUGGAAUUUUACGCAAUUUCUCUGGCAUCCUGGGACUUGAAAUGAAAAUGUUAUGUUUUGUAGCUUUUAUUAUGCUUUUUUUAUAAUGUGAUGUUUUUUUGUUUUUAAAUAUACCUCAUACCAAUGGGUUUAUAGACAAAAAGAACUAAAUGCGUGAACUGAUAAUUUCCCAUGUGCUGCAAAAUUAAAGAAAUAAUUGCACGUCAAUUAUUUCUUUGUACAUAGUCAAAAGUGCUAACUUUUUUGUUAAAGUAGUUUUGGGUUGAAACCUACUGCACAAGCAGAUCUACCUAGAGUUCUGGAAAUCUCAAGAAUACAGAUAAGUCUUAUGAUUUGUGUGGCAUGCUUGUAGCAUCAUGCCAUCAUAUAGUUGUGCACAUAACUUGUGAUCUAUUGCAUUAUUUUUUUUUUUAUAGAAGCAAAACCUCAAGAGUUGAUUAAAGCCCAGAAUCAUCACACUCUCUGACAUAAUAUCUAUACAAUUGAUCUUUGUGAAACCAGGAGCCUUUAAAUAGGACUUUAUAUAUAAAAAUUAAAUUGUUUGGUUUAUGCUG
Pseudophryne corroboree (corroboree frog) is the source of this 2381-nucleotide messenger RNA. It is a transcript of the gene PHF10, whose product is annotated as PHD finger protein 10. The coding region runs from base 18 to 1700 and encodes 560 amino acids. The record is from RefSeq and is a predicted model, not a curated record. Gene Ontology annotation, cellular component: npBAF complex. Lineage: Eukaryota; Metazoa; Chordata; Amphibia; Anura; Myobatrachidae. The transcript is spliced from 13 exons.